CAGAAAUAGGGACUGGAAGUGUACCAGCUUCAGCGAAGAAUAUUGACUGUGUUUAUAUUGUCUCAAAUUGUAUUUAAUACUGCAGUAACUGAGUAUCUCGCGAAGAAUACAGUCAUGUAGCUAUAGCUAAUAGAUAAUACAAACCUGGGGAAAGUAUUGGGAUGAAACGUCAUGUGCAGAAUCCUGUCGCGCGUCCGCGACCUGCGAUAAAUCUUCAUGCUUUGAUUUGUGCUUGAACCUUUCGGCGAAUUUACCACUUAAACAGGUUGCUAUGAUUAAACGUGUUAACAAUGACUGAUGUUGAGUCAACAUACGAAGACUUCAUUGCAUCUGACCGAAGUGGGCGGAGGAAUGCACUACAUGAUAUACUUGGGGUCCCAGGAGAUUUGAAACCCAGUGAUUUAGCCCAUAGAUUGUCUGAACUUAAUAUGAAAAAAACAGGGGAGGCCGAUGAUGCUGAAAAAGGCCAGGGACCUUCCAAAGACCCCUCUGCAGAAUCACCGGAGAGAAAAGAGAGGGGCACAUAAUAGCCUGACACCUGGUGGCCAGAAGACUACUAUGCACCAUUGUUGGACUUAACGUUCCCAGUUUAGGGAACAGAAACAUGCAGAGUAAGACAAGCUCAGCUGUGUGAGUUCCAAAGCUCACUGCAACUGACAGUGCCUCCAUUUUCAAUGUUUGCGUGAUAUCGCUUGUCAACUCUAUAAUUAAAGUGACAUGUUACAGGAUGUCAUUAUAGGUUUUGAUAUAGGAGACAUCGAUGUAGACCUUCUGGAAUAAUCGUUCCUGUUGCUACAAUGGGUAUCCAGGGUUUUAUAAAUGAACAGGGUUUCUGCUGAUAGAGCAGACUAUGAAGAACUAUGAAUUACUGUUCUGGAUAGGACAGGCCAAUAGGGGUUGUUUUUUAAUUGGAAUAGGGCCAUCAAUUGAAAACAUCCUCAGUCUCUCCCAGCUUCUAGGGUGUCUUUCUCUGUUUCUAGUGGCAUUUUGUGUAAUUUUAUUUGUGUAGUAUUCCUGUUGAGGUUGGGUGGAUGAAGGGAUUGAAUGUCUGAAGUAUGUAUGCAUUACUAGGAACUUUUCCUUCAGAAAAACGUCCUGUGAAAACCGCUGUAAAUUUGAACAGGAACUGCUUCUGAUUUUACCUGUGUACACUAUAAUGCAGUAUGGAGUUUGUACCACAAAUUGAAAAACCUGUUGUAUUUUAUAUAGCCUUUGCAUUACUGUCAUGGUAAUUUGGCCCUUCAUUUGUUCAGUGUAUUUCAGCCACUUUUUUUGUUCUAACAGGAAUAAAAAUACACUAUGUAGUUUAAAUAUG
Molecule: messenger RNA, 1315 nt
Organism: Conger conger (European conger)
Lineage: Eukaryota; Metazoa; Chordata; Actinopteri; Anguilliformes; Congridae
Gene: pkia
Product: cAMP-dependent protein kinase inhibitor alpha
Exons: 3
Coding region: 291-527 (78 amino acids)
Biological process (GO): negative regulation of cAMP-dependent protein kinase activity
Cellular component (GO): cytoplasm; nucleus
Molecular function (GO): cAMP-dependent protein kinase inhibitor activity
Source: RefSeq, a predicted model, not a curated record